CGGACACAAAGGCCAUUAGGAGUAUGCACAUAGAAGGAGAGUGUGUUUAGGAUUCUUUCCCCCUUCUGUCAGCAGAGAAGAACUAAUGCUAUCACUCAAAGAUGCCACUUGCACCGAGGCCAUCUACAAGCUGUGCUAAGCUGCAGACCAAGCUGAGCGCCUGGACUCCUUUGAACCACCCACUGUCCAACAGCAAGGUGUUUGAAGAGAGGCGAAACCUUCUGGCCAAGUGGUUUGACAGGUGGUCUGACAGCCAGAGGAAGGCGGUGCUGCAGGACUUUGUGCUGAGCUGUUCAGUGGAGCAGCUGACGUUCCUGAGCCUCAGCGUGAGCAGACGGCUCCCUCUGCAGGCCUCAGACUUCACCUGCCUGCUGCCCAGAGCCCUCUGCCUCUACCUCUUCUCCUUUCUGGACCCACGCAGCCUCUGUCGAUGUGCACAGGUGAGCUGGCACUGGAAGAGCAUAGUGGAACUGGACCAGCUUUGGAUGCCAAAAUGUGUGAGGCUUGGCUGGUGCAUCAACUUUUCCCCCACCCCUCUGGAGCAGGGCGUCUGGAAGAUACACUACAUCCAGACUGUGCAGGAGCUGCGCCUCACCUCGCUGCAGGCUGCCUCAUCUCAGCAGCAGUUUAAGGUUCCACAUGCAUCAGCUGUCAGCAGUAGAUAUGAAGAUCUUUCAGAAGUGGCCUUCAUAAGCGAAGAGCGCCCAGCGUCCACCACCCAGACACUUGGAGGCAUCUCCAGGGCGGGUUUAAGAAAGGAGAAGCAGCCGUCUGCACCGCCACCGUGGAGAGACUCUGACAGAUGUCCCAAAGACAUACUACGCUUCAACUACUUGGACAACCUGGACCCCACUGAGCAAGCGCAAGUGAAGAGCAGAGCCUCCACCUGCCGCAGCAACACAUGGAAGCCAGACGCCGUCAGGAGCCAGAAAACACUGUCUGAGGCGCAUUACAAACUACGCAAAGCCAAAUCGCUGAUGUUCCUCAGCUUCAACAGCAGAACCCAACAUCCUCCUCCUCCUCCUCCUCCUCCUCAUCAUCAUCCUCAUGAGUCCCAAGCUCGACCCUCUUGGGCAGCUCACAGUCACGACCACGCGGUCACCGCCAAGAGUAUGCUGCACCUGGCCCAGUGCAAUGCCGGGAUCCGUCCAGGGCCGGUGAGGUCAGCAGUGCCACGGCUGAGUGUGGAGGCACUCAGGGCUUCCCAGCGCUCACACCGGAGCGUUCCCAGUACACCACUGUUUGAGGCUCAGCCCUGGACUGCUGCACACACACAGACAAGGAGUGAAGCUCACAUCCCACAUCAGGAAGAUGUCAGAGCAAGGCUCAGAGCUGCAGCUUCAGACGGUGUAGUUUAA
Epinephelus lanceolatus (giant grouper) is the source of this 1358-nucleotide messenger RNA. It is a transcript of the gene fbxo16, whose product is annotated as F-box protein 16. The record is from RefSeq and is a predicted model, not a curated record. NCBI's taxonomy places the organism in Eukaryota, Metazoa, Chordata, Actinopteri, Perciformes, Serranidae. Gene Ontology annotation, molecular function: protein binding.